AUGUCGAUCGAUCCUGCCAUUGCUGUUGUAUGGGAUGUCUUGAAGAUGGGGUUUGCUCCCAUCAAGCGUGGAUUCGGAUACGUCAUGUCCUCCAAGAGCUACGCCAACAAUCUUCAGCAGGAGGUCCGGAAUCUGGAGUUCGAAGCUCAGAAGGUCCGCAGUGCCGAGGGAGCUGCCAGAGCCAAUCUUCAGAAUAUCCACGAUUGGGUCCCAAAUUUUCUGGCAAGUGCUGAGAAGGCUUCGGAGGACGCAAAAGAGCUGUUGGGAAGAUUCGAAGCGGCGAGCAAGACUUGCUGCCGCGGGACUAUUCCCGACCCCAAUUGUCGCUAUCAAUUCAGCAGGAAGGCCAAGAGCAAGACUGAUGACAUUCAGAAACUCAUUCGAGAAAACAAAGACAAGGACAUCUCCUUCAGCGAUCCUGCUUCGGGUAACGUCGCUGCUCGAUACGCCGACGAACUUCGCAAGGAAGUCAAGAAUCUGGAGUACGAGGCUGCUAGGGUCCACAAUGCCGCGAAAGAGGCUACAAAUAAUCUUCGGAAUACCCACGAAUGGGUCGAAAAGUUUCUGGCAAGUGCUGAGGCGGCCUUGAGGGAGGCGCGAGGCCUGUUGGGCGAAUUCGAGGAGGCGAGCAAGACAUGGUGCCGGGGGACUCUUCCCGACCUCAAUUGUCUCGAUCAGUUCAGCAGGAAGGCCAAGCACAUGACGGACGACAUUAAGAAUCUCAUUCUAGAAAACAGUAACAAGGAGAUCUCCUUCAGCGGUCCUGCCAGGAGAGAAGGCAAUGAUGCGACGGCCUCCGUUUUAUCUGCCUCGAUGUCCGUUAAGCUUAGGGACCGUGGCGUCUUCAAAUCCAGAGCUUCGACGAUACAGAACAUCAUGGACGCUCUUGCUGAUAACAGCAAGAGCGUGGUCGGGGUUUACGGGAUGGGCGGGGUGGGCAAGUCCACCCUUUUGGACGAUGUCAAAAGGAUACUAAUCGAAGAGAGGUCGUUUGAUUCAGUCGCUAAGGCCGACGUGUCAAAAAAUCCAAACAUCCAUACGAUUCAAGGAGAUAUUGCGGAUGCCUUGGGUCUUAUUGACAUAAAAAACAAAGAGACUAUCGGUGCGCGAGCGGAACUUCUGCACGGGAGGUUGAAAGAAGAGGAGAGUAACAAAAAGAAGGUGCUCAUAAUACUGGACAACCUUUGGGAGAAGCUGGACUUGAAAUUAGUCGGCAUUCCUUGCGGACAUGACAACAAAGCCACAGGAUGCAAGUUGUUGUUGACGUCGAGAGAUCAACGUCUUUUGCAAAGGGAAAUGGGCUGCGACAGGGAGUUCUUCCUUGGUGAGCUGAAGAAGGAAGAGGCAAGAGCUUUGUUUGAGAGGACGGCGGGAGACAAAGUUCACGAUAACGAGUUCAAGGCCGGGGUGGAAGCAGUGCUCCGCAGAUGUGCAGGCGUGCCUUUCCUCAUUGUUGCAAUGGGGAAACUUCUUAAAUACGCUGAUUUAUAUGAAUGGAGGGACGCUUUGAGAAAAAUGGAGAAGUUUAACCAUAGAGAAAUCAAUGGUUUGAUAGAUCAGAUGCUGCAAUGGAGUUAUGAUAGAUUAGAAGGGGAGGCAAAGUCAUUAUUACGACUCUGCGUUGUUUGCAGUGUCUUUAAGCCCUCUCUUGAAAACUUGGUGAGGUACGGCUUCGGUUUGGGGUUAUUUCAAGAAGUUAGCAGCAUGGAAGAAGCUAGAGAUAGGUUGCACACACAUAUCCGUGCUCUUCAGGCCUCCGCCCUUCUGUUAGAUAGCGAAGACGUUGGUGGUUUCAAGAUACAUGACUUAGUUCGCGAGUUUGUUGCCUCUGUCUCUUCGAGAGAUCAACACCCUCUUCUCGUGUUGGAAGAUAAAGUGGAGUCAGUAACAGAGUUGCAGGAGAACAAGCUCGAAAGUUGUGAGGCGAUGUGCUUUCCCAACAUGAAAGAGCUUCCUCCAGAAUUAAAUUGCCCUGAAUUGCGCAUUCUUUUGAUGGCCACAAACUACAAGUCUCUUCAUAUCCCAGAUUCAUAUUUCAACUCUAUGAGGAAUCUCAUGGUCUUAAAUCUUGCAGGAGUACGACUCACUCGCUCUCCUUCGCCGUUUCAAUUAUUGGCAAACGUACACACCCUGUGUUUUCAGAAUUGUUCAUUUGAGGAUGUGGCCAUUCUUGGCAAUCUAAAAAGGUUACAGAUUCUCAGCAUUGUGAACUCAAAAAUUCAGCGAUUGCCGAAAGAAAUUGGGCAACUGGUAGAACUCAGGUCGUUAGACUUGAGCGAUUGUCCAGAACUUGAGAUUAUUGAACCGGGUGUACUUCAAAGCUUGACCAACUUAGAGGAACUUUUAUUAGUCGCUAAGGAUAUUCAGAUGAUACAGAAUGGGAAAUUUCCCGAUGACAUCUUUGGCAAGCCAAAAGCACUAACAUUGGCAUGCUUCCAUGAUGAAAAGGCCACCUUUCCUCCCGGGUUCCUACUAGAGAGAUUUCAAAAUAUGGAAAGUCUUGAGAUCUUUCGUAGCUCUUUUGAAGAUAUAUUCCCAUGCGGAGGGAUUGCUAACGAGGGAAAACAUCCAGUGCUUGAAAGUUUAAGAGAACUUAAGUUGAGCAAGCUAGACAAGCUAAAGCGUGUGUGGAGAGAAGAUUGUUCAGUGUCCAAAAUUCUUCUGAGCAUCGAAACACUUGAGGUUAGGGAUUGUCCCGAGUUGACGAUACUAUUUCCGGCCGUGACAUCCUUCAUGAAUUUGACGAAGUUGGUGGUGAAGAAUUCCUCCGGAUUGAUACAUCUAGGGACGGCUUCCGAGAUAGCAAGUUUGGUACAUCUUAAGGAGAUGACUAUAAUAGGAUGUGAAAGAAUAAAAGAAGUAGUGACAGACGAUGAAAAUGAAAAAGGACAAGUGAUUUCUUUUAGGAAGCUACAAGAGUUGACACUCAAAAAUAUGCCAAGCCUAGAAUGCUUCUCCUCUACCACAAGUUGCAUCUUGAGUUUUCCAUCCUUGUUUAGGAUUGAAGUGGAAGAGUGCCCCAAAAUGAAGAUCUUUUCUAAGGGUACGCUAAGCACGCCAAAGCUAGAUUGGGGGACACUGUUUGGAUACGACUGGCAAUGCUACUGGGAAUGGGAGGGUGAUCUCAAUACAGUCAUACAAAAGUUGUCGGCAUAA
Molecule: messenger RNA, 3156 nt
Organism: Rhodamnia argentea
Lineage: Eukaryota; Viridiplantae; Streptophyta; Magnoliopsida; Myrtales; Myrtaceae
Product: putative disease resistance protein At5g05400
Exons: 2
Coding region: 1-3156 (1051 amino acids)
Molecular function (GO): ADP binding
Source: RefSeq, a predicted model, not a curated record